Messenger RNA from Punica granatum (pomegranate), 1896 nucleotides. The record is from RefSeq and is a predicted model, not a curated record. NCBI's taxonomy places the organism in Eukaryota, Viridiplantae, Streptophyta, Magnoliopsida, Myrtales, Lythraceae.
CUCUUCCCCUUCCCCUCCCUCCUCUCUCUUCUCUCUCUCCACCAUUCACCCUUACUCUCUCUUCCCUUCCCUCUCCCUCUUUUUUUGUAAAAGAGGACUCCUUUGUCUUUGCCCCUCUCUCCCCGUCCAAGUGCAGCUCUUCUGCAGCUUUUAGUCUCUAGAUAGCCAAGCCAAUAGGGUAGAUAAAAUUCAGCUCAUCAUCCCUUUUGUCGACAACAAGACCAAUAUUCUCACAACAUCAUCAUUACCUUUCUCUCCCCUUUCUUCUUCUUCUUCCUUCCUUCCUACCUUCUUGUUCUUGGUGGUGAUGAGGAGCUUACCCAUACCAGAAAGGCAGCAAGAAAAAGGAUAAGACUUCUUUUUUCUUUCUCUUCUUUUUCUUUUUUUAAUUGUAAUAUUAAAACCCCUUUCUCUCUCCACUCUCUAGCUAUAGCAAGCUAAGCUCCCCAUCCAUUUUCCAUUUGAUUCUUCUCCCAAUCACAGCCGCAAAAAGCUUUGGUGUUUGGUUUUUGGGUUUUCUUUUUCUCUCCUUUUUUGCAUACAAAAAAGGGAAAAAAUUUAUUGGGAGCUUAGCUCAUUAGAACUCUUUAGGUGUGGGGGAAAGAGGAAAGAGGCCUAAAAAGAUGGAUCCAGUUUCAGCUCACGGUGGCCACUCCCUGCCGCCUCCUUUCCACACUAGGGACUUUCAGCUCCACCACCAGCACCAGUUCAGCCUCCACCCCCAGCACAACUCCGAGGAUGACCGCACCGGCGGUCAGAAGCGGGAGCGUGAUGAGACAAGCGACAGCAGUGGGAAGGGCGGAGGCGACGGUAGCAACGGCCACAACAACAAGGAUCUUGCGAUUAUCUCUGGCGGAAGCGGAGGAGGUGGAGGGGAGGGAGAGAUCACGAGGAGACCCAGGGGCCGGCCCGCAGGCUCGAAGAACAAGCCCAAGCCCCCCAUCAUAAUCACGAGGGAUAGUGCCAACGCCUUGCGGACCCAUGUCAUGGAGGUGGCCGACGGAUGUGACAUCGUGGAGAGCGUGGCGACCUUCGCACGGCGCCGCCAGCGGGGCAUCUGCAUCCUCAGUGGGACCGGAACCGUUACUAACGUGACCUUACGCCAGCCCGCCUCCCCUGGCGCGAUCGUGACGCUGCAUGGACGGUUCGAGAUCCUGUCCCUGGCAGGCUCUUUCCUGCCUCCACCGGCCCCGCCUGCGGCCUCGGGGUUGACUAUAUACUUGGCUGGCGGCCAGGGUCAGGUGGUCGGUGGCAGUGUGGUGGGGACUCUAAUGGCAUCCGGACCCGUAGUGAUCAUGGCAGCUUCAUUCAGCAACGCAGCAUACGAGAGGCUCCCGCUGGAGGAUGAGGAGCCAGGGAUGCCGAUCCAAGGAGGAAACCUAGGGUCUCCUGGUGGUGGAGGAGGAGGACAGCAGCUGGCAUCACAACAGCCUCCGCAGCCGGCACAUCAGCAGCUCUUGGGAGAUCAACAAAAUGCAGCUCUAUUUCAUGGGUUGCCACCAAACCUACUCAACUCCAUACAAUUGCCGUCCGACACUUACUGGCCAGGUGGACGACCGCCGUACUGAUUAACCAUCGGAAGUUCUUCAGAUACGCGACCAUUUCUCUCUCUCUCUGCGGAUUCGUUUCAUCUCACAUGAGAUAUGAUCACAUUAAUCUGACAUCCUUUUUAGCUAGCGAGCUAGAGGUCAGUGGAGUUGGGGUUAAAAUUAAGUAGAAUUUGCGAGGUUCUAAUGAUGAUUUUGUUUGUGCUUCUUGUUGUUUAGGUCUGUUUCCAAUUUAGAUUGAUGGAGGAGCUAUGCUUUUUCUAUGUUUUCAUUUGAACAACAUAAUUUUCUGUAAAUUCCUGGUGAGGCUCAUUUUUAUGCAAAAACAUAUCUGCCUGUUUUGGUCCAA